Messenger RNA from Closterium sp. NIES-65, 720 nucleotides. Lineage: Eukaryota; Viridiplantae; Streptophyta; Zygnematophyceae; Desmidiales; Closteriaceae. The record is from the annotation of a GenBank genome assembly.
AUGCUACAUGUGGUUACUAGACGUAAAGGCAAAUCCCACCAGUCGCUCUACAUUUUUCCCGGUCGCCUUCCUCUCUCGCGCUUCGCCUAUCCCCUCUCCUGCCGCCAUCCUUUCUCCCGUCGCCCUCCUCUCUCCCGUCACCCUCCUCUCUCCCGUCGCUUAUCCUAUCUCCCGCCGCCUUCGCUCUCCCGUCGCCUUCCGCGCUCUCUCUCCCGUCACCUUCGCGCUCUCUCUCCCGUCGCCUUCGAGCUCUCUCUCCCGACAACUUUGCGCUCUCACUCCCGUCGCUUUCGCGCUCUCCCUCCUGUCGCCUUCGCGCUCUCUUACCCGUCUCCUCCGCGCUCUCUUUCUCGUCACCUCCGCGCUCUCCCUCCCGUCGCCUUUGCGCUCUCUUUCUCGUCGCCUUCGCGUUCUCACUCCCGUCGCCUUCGCGCUCUCACUCCGGUCGCCUCCGCGCUCUCUUUCCCAUUGCCUCCUCACUCUCUCUCCCGUCGCCUCCGCGCUCUCUCCCUUCCCCGCCCGUCGUUCUUCCUCUAUCCGCUCCCCUCUUGUCGUUUUCCCUCUCACUCCUCCCCUCCCGACGUUUUUCCUCUCUCCCCUAAAAGUCCCAUCUCAUCGCUGACAUCGCUUCCAAAACCUAAUAUCUUGCCUUCGCCCUCUCUCUCUACCCUUCCCCCCCCCGUCUCCCUUGCUCUCUCCCCUUCCUCCCGUCACCCUUGA